This is a messenger RNA of Elephantulus edwardii (Cape elephant shrew), 915 nucleotides long. RefSeq names its product solute carrier family 52, riboflavin transporter, member 3-like. Gene Ontology annotation, molecular function: riboflavin transmembrane transporter activity. The record is from RefSeq and is a predicted model, not a curated record. Gene Ontology annotation, cellular component: plasma membrane. The coding region runs from base 1 to 915 and encodes 304 amino acids. Gene Ontology annotation, biological process: riboflavin transport. The transcript has 3 exons. NCBI's taxonomy places the organism in Eukaryota, Metazoa, Chordata, Mammalia, Macroscelidea, Macroscelididae.
AUGGAGCCACCGGAGGUGAAGGACUUGAUUCAGGAAAGCAUCUCGCUGACAGUGAAGAAGAUUUCCUUGGACAGGUGUGCAGGUGCGCAGUGGGCGCUCCGCCCCUGGCCCGCCCCUGAUCCCGCCCUACCGACCACGCCCCCCCGGCGGGCGUGGUCAACUAGCCCUCAUAGGGCCGCGGCCCCGCCCAGCAGGGCCACUGGAAACCGGACCAUCCUGAGCGUGUGCAGCCGGCGGCCCCAGCCCGCCAGGACACAGCUGCAGGCUGAUCUGAGGAGGUGGGUCCCCCGGACCAAGGCAGACAGCACCAUGGCCUUCCUGAUUCACCUGCUGGUCUGCAUCUUUGGAACAGGCUCCUGGGUGGCCAUCAAUGGGCUCUGGGUAGAGCUGCCCCUGCUGGUGACUGAGCUGCCCGAAGGCUGGUACCUGCCCUCCUACCUCACGGUGGUCAUCCAGCUGGCCAACGUCGGCCCCUUCCUGGUCACCCUGCUGCAUCACUUCCGCCCCGGCUGCCUUCCGGAGGUGCCUGUCAUCUUCACGGUGCUGAGUGUGGGAACCGUAACCUGCACGCUCUUCGCCUUCCUCUGGAACACGACCUCCUGGGUGCUGGACAGCCACCACAGUGUCGCCUUCCUGGUUCUCACCUUCUUCCUGGCCCUGGUGGACUGCACCUCCUCCGUCACCUUCCUGCCCUUCAUGAGCCAGCUGCCUGCCCGCUACCUCACCACCUUCUUCGUGGGUGAGGGGCUCAGCGGCCUCCUGCCUGCUCUGGUGGCUCUCGCUCAGGGCUCGGGCCUUACCACCUGCGUCAGCGUCACUGACACCACCCCAGGCCCCAUGAUCAACAGAACAUUCGGCAUCACGCAGGUACCCAGCAGGUCCCAGAGCCUUUGCAUCCUUCCAGGUUUAUUCUGA